AAAGCCCACAGGUCUUAGUACGCAGAGGUCCAUUUGCAGCAAGAGGACCAGGAUCCCAUUGCGAGAUAAGAUAAGAUAAUCGCUUGCAUAGCGAGACCGGCGACGAUGCGGCCCGCCCUCCUCCACUGCUAGUCUCCCGUGGGCAGACAAUUCUUUCAAGUACCGCGCGCUCCGGAGGUAACCCACGAUCGUGCAAGAAACAUAAACAUCUCUUUUCGCUAUCCCAUUUACGGAAUACACGGAACCGCUCAGCGCUCAGUACUCGCGAGCUCGACCUCAGACACAUCGGUAUAUAGUACUCCGAGUCUGAGAUUGAACUCGCUCGACGGCUAUACUGAUACCUCGGGGACGGAGCUGACAACUGACACUGAGAAUGACGACCUCCAAGACGACAAUAUUCCUAACAGGGGCUACAGGCUACAUCGGAGGCUCCGUCCUAGCCAGAUUACUUAGGCAUCCAAGCGCAGCGACCUUUGAUAUCACCGUGCAAACGCGCUCGCCAGAGAAGGUCAAAUUAUUUGAGAAGUUUGGGGUGAAGGCAGUGAUCGGAACGAACGACGAUGGCGAUCAGCUAGAGGGGCUCGCGGAGCAAGCACAUAUCGUUUUCUCUUGCGCGGAUGCAGACCACCUACCAGCCAUCCAAGCGAUCCUGCGCGGGUUGCACAAGAGGCAUGCAACAGUCGGCGACUUGCCUACACUCAUCCACACCUCCGGAACCGGCGUUAUCAGCACUCCCGCGAAGGGCAUGUUUGCCUCCGACACGAUCUACUCCGACCUGAACGUCGACCAAAUUCAGUCCAUCCCACCUGAGGCGUUUCACCGCGAGGUCGACCUCGCCGUGGUGGACGCGAACGAGAAGGGCUACGCGCGCACGCACAUCGUGCUCCCCUCAACGAUCUAUGGCUUCGCGGCGCACCAGCUCGUCGAGGCCGGGAUUUCGAAUCCGAUCUCUAUUCAGAUCCCGAGCCUUAUCCGUGCGUCGCUCGAUAGGAAGCAAGCAGGCGUGGUCGGCGCGGGCAAGGCCAUCUGGCCUGACGUCCAUAUCGACGAUGUUGCGGACCUGUACAUCGUGCUGUUCGAUGCGAUCACUGCGAAUCCGGAGGGCUUCGGCCACGGCUGGGAAGGGUUCUACUUCGGAGAGAAUGGCGAGCACACGUGGUACGACAUCAGCAAGGAGAUCGCGCGCGUCCUCGUCGAACUCAGCCUGGGAGGCACCGAUGAACCCACGGCAUUCACCGACGAGGAGCUCGUGAAGUACUGGGGCUCCGUGGAUAUGGGUAACUACAGCGGGACGAACUCGCGCUGCCGGGCGGACCGUGGACGUUCGAUCGAGUGGAAGCCGACGUACACGACGAAAGACAUGAUUACGAGUAUCAAACCGACGGUCCAGUGGCUCGUGGAGAAGGAAAGAAAGUAGAAUGGCGUGGAAUGCCGAGAACUUAAGACGAAGUUACGUUUUGCAACCGAAGUGAGAUUAAUCAUGUAAUAUGAUCAGCUGUUCAAGUUGAUUCCCGGCG
This is a messenger RNA of Fomitopsis serialis, 1517 nucleotides long. RefSeq lists its product as uncharacterized. Bases 374 to 1417 code for a protein of 347 amino acids. The record is from RefSeq and is a predicted model, not a curated record. The transcript is spliced from 7 exons. Lineage: Eukaryota; Fungi; Basidiomycota; Agaricomycetes; Polyporales; Fomitopsidaceae.